GCGUAAGGGCAUCUCUCGAUCUGGCCUGAGUACUGUUCUGGAUGAGCUGAAGAAGAAGGAUUUUCCAGAUGCAACAUCAAGACAGACGAUCAAGAGACGGCGGGAUGCAGACGUUGAUGUGCAGACCCGGUACGGCAAACUCCUACAAGACUGGAAGGUCACGCUGCUGCCGGUGGGGAAGACGAAGAAAAAGUCUGGCUCGGUGACCAAGCCCAAGGAGAUGAAGACUGUGGAGUUUCCUUUUGUGCAGCCAAUACCUUUGCUUUGCCACAUGUUCAUCCUGUGGGAGUUGCGGAAGCACGGCGAGCUUGAAGCCUUGAAAGCAGAGUGUGCCAGUUACUUCAGGCUGGUUGGCGAUGCGGGUGAUCAGUGUUUGGGCGAAGUGAAUUUCUUUGCAACUGCCAUGGGCAAGAACUUUUGCUGCGUUACGCAGUGGAACGCCUUGGGCAGCAACAAGUUCCAGAAGAGCGCCGAGAGUCUUGUGGCAGACCUGUCUCAGAUAAUGGAUGUCUGUAUUCACCGGGAUGGCGCCACCUCCACGCCGUCA
Messenger RNA from Effrenium voratum, 547 nucleotides. The record is from the annotation of a GenBank genome assembly. Lineage: Eukaryota; Dinophyceae; Suessiales; Symbiodiniaceae.